GCGGCCCCUCCUCUCCUCCCGCUCCACCCCGCCUCAGUCUUCCUGGACUUCAGUUUGCGUCCGUUUGGCUGCUUUUCUCUGCUGCACCGCAUUAGCGCGUGAGCCCGACUUGUAGUCAGCCCUGCGGCGCUGCCAUGGCGUGGCGGGGGCCCGAGGCCGGCGUGAGGGCCCGCGGCGCGCUGGCUUUGGCGUUGCUCGUCCUGGCCCUGUGUCCGCCCGAGGCCCGGGGCCGGGCUCUCGAGUGGUUCUCCGCCGUGGUGAGCACCGAGUACGUGGACCCGCAGACCAACAUGACGGUGUGGAGCGUCUCGGAGAGCGGCCGCUUCGGCGACAGCUCGCCCAAGGAGGGCGCUCAGGGCCUGGUGGGCGUCCCGCGGGCGCCCAGCGGAGACCCUGAGGGUUGCGAGCCCGACACGCGCUUCUUCGUGCCCGCGCCCGGCGGCCGAGUGUCUGCGCCCUGGGUCGCCCUGGUGGCUCGCGGGGGCUGCACCUUCAAGGAGAAGGUACUGGUGGCGGCGCGGAGGAACGCCUCGGCCGUGGUCCUCUACAACGAGGAGCACUACGGGAACCUCACCGUGCCAAUGUCCCACGCGGGAACAGGAAAUAUAGUGGUCAUUAUGAUUAGCUAUCCAAAAGGAAGAGAACUUCUGGAGCUGGUACAAAAAGGAAUUCCAGUAACAAUGACCAUAGGGGUUGGCACCCGGCAUGUACAGGAUUUCAUCAGCAGUCAGUCUGUGGUGUUUGUGGCCAUUGCCUUCAUCACCAUGAUGAUUAUCUCAUUAGCCUGGCUAAUAUUUUACUAUAUACAGCGUUUCCUAUAUACUGGCUCUCAGAUUGGAAGUCAGAGCCAUAGAAAAGAAACUAAGAAAGUUAUUGGCCAGCUUCUACUUCAUACUAUAAAGCAUGGAGAAAAGGGAAUUGAUGUUGAUGCUGAAAAUUGUGCAGUGUGUAUUGAAAAUUUUAAAGUAAAGGAUAUUAUUAGAAUUUUGCCAUGCAAGCAUAUUUUUCAUAGAAUAUGCAUUGACCCAUGGCUUUUGGAUCACCGAACAUGUCCAAUGUGUAAACUUGAUGUCAUCAAAGCCCUGGGAUAUUGGGGAGAGCCUGGGGAUGUGCAGGAGAUGCCUGCUCCAGAAUCUCCUCCUGGAAGGGAUCUGGCUGCAAAUUUGAGUCUAACUGACGAUGAUGGAAGUGAUGAGAGUAGUCCACCAUCAGCCUCCCCAUCUGAAUCUGAGCCACAGUGCGACACCAGCUUUAAAGGAGAUGCAGGGGAAAGUACAGCGUUGCUAGAAGCUGGCAGGAGUGACUCUCGGCAUGGAGGACCCGUCUCCUAGCACACGUGCCCACUGAAGUAGCACCGACACAAGUUUGGCUUCAACUAAAGGACAUUUUAUUUUUUUUACUUUAGCACAUAAUUUGUAUAUUUGAAAAUAGUGUACUUAUUUUACCUAUUAGGUUCUGAUUUAAUAUACAAAGGGCUAUUUUAUUCUUAAAGAGACUUUGAUUAGUCUUCCUAUAUUUAUCUACUAAAAUAUAGUGUUUAUGAACAUUGUGUUGUUUCAGACUAUUAAAAAGCCAACUGGGGCAGGUACUCUAAUGUAAAGGACAGGAGAUGUUUCUAAAUAAUAGACUGGCUGCUAUGGUACUGUAUAAAAAGGUUAAUUCUAUUUUUUGGUUAAGCACAUCAAUUUUAGAUUAGUUGAAGUGGAAUUGUAUAAUUCAGUUCAAUAAUUGAUCACAUGGGCUUUCCCUGGAGGAAAGUUUUUUUUUUUAAGAACUUGAAACUUGUAACUGAGAUGUCUGCAGCUUUCUUGCCCGUCUGUAUUAUAUGUGAAGAUUUCAAAACCUGAGAGCACUUUUUCUUUGUUGUUUAGAAUUAUGAGAAAAGCACUAGAUGACUUUAGGAUUUGCAUUUUUCCCUUUAUUGUCUCACUUCUUGUGACGCCUUGAUGGGGAAGGAAAUCUGUUUAUUUUUUCCUACAAAUAAAAAGCUAAGAUACUACUAUAUUGCACGUGAGCAUUACGUUCUUCAUUGCUUUGUUAAGCAAAAUGAGUAGGCAGACUGAAAAUCUGUUAUAUUGGUUUGAGUUACAGUUUAAUCUUUAAAAUUAAAAGAGCAAUAGAUGUAGAAUUGUAAUUUUGUGUUGACAAGAAAUCACCAGUUUUCUUGAUUCGCGUUUAAGCACAUUUCAUACCAUAACCUUCUUUAACCAUUUCUUCUUUUUUACUUGUUUGCUGUUCUUCUGGAUCAAGGGAGAAGGCUAAUGCAAAACUUUUGGAAAAGUGCUAAGUAUUAGAAAGUGAUUAAACACACACACCCUGCUGUUUCCUCACUUCUUGGAGGUAGAGGUGAGGGAGUAUGAGGCAGUUACUGUUCAGAACGUGGAAUUGUCCUUUGUUGCUCUGUAUAUCUUUACAUUGUAAGUUAAAAUGUUUCUUGAAAAAAGUUUUACGUAAAUUUAUUCUUAUAGCCAUAUGUAGGAUAUAAGGAUUUAUAUAGAUUAUUUUCUCAAGCUACUUAAUGCUUUGAUUCUAGCUACCCAUUGUGAUAGUAAGCAGUUUUACUGAAAUAAACUCUAUAGACAGAUGCAGUAUGAGGAGCUAGUAAAGUAGAAAAUUUAUUUUGCUUUGCACAAAAAAAGUUUGUUUUAGCAGACAGCCUCAAGUAGGUUUCUAUAACAGCCAUUACCUUUGAAAUCUACCUUCUGUAGUUUAAUAUAAAUAGGAAAAUAUCCUGAUUCUGUAGCAAGUAAAUUGUUUGCUCUUUGUCUUUUAAGAAAAACUAGAGGAAAAUGUUUCAACUGGUCGUUCUUCCCAGUGGCUAAUGAAGCUGACUUUUAAAAAGAAGGCUGUGAGCUUUGCACAUGCUGCUGCUGCUGCCUGGAGCCCCCUGCUUCCAGCCAUGGUCAACCCCACCAUGUUCUUCGACAUUGCCGUGGAUGGUGAGCACUUGGGCUGUGUCUCCUUCAAGUUGUCUUAAGAGACAUGUGUUCACAUGUACUGUAGACUAGUAUUUCACUGUGGAAACCACGGGUGGCGUGGCAAAGGAGGCAGUGUUCGUGACUGUGCCACUCUCCGCAGCCCCCUGCCUGCUGUCCUGCUUCUUCCACUCCUCGGUGUCUGGACUGGCAUUCUGGGUUUCCCAGCAGAAAACCAAAGGGCCAGAGAGGUCUAAAAACACACACCACUCGGCAGGUGAUUUGAAGAUUUUGAAGCUAGAAAUUGGAACUAGAAAAUCCCAAGAAUUCAAGGUGUCUUAAUGUGACAGUUGAACUCAUUUGAUUACACUUAAAAGUUUAUUGCAGUUAUUGAAUCUCAAUUUUAUUUAUUUAUUUAUUUAUUUUUUAGUACAGUGGUGCCAUUGUAACUCACUGCAGCCUCAAUAUCCCAGGCUCAAGAAAUCCCCCCACCUGAGCCUCCAGAGUAGCUGGGAUUACAGGUGCAUGCCAUGCCCUGUUAAUUUUUUGUUUUCAGUAUAAACAAGGUGUCACUAUGUCCUGCAGGCUGGUCUUGAACUCAAGUGAUCCUCCUAUCUUGGCCUCCCAAAGUGCUGGGGAUUACAGGUGUAAUUCACUAAACCCAGCCACCAAUUUUUUUUUACUUUAGGUAAACUUUUAUUUUGAAGAAGUUUUUGUUGGUGUUACAAGUGUAAAUCUCGACUGUUUUGUAAAAUGUUCUAUAAAUAUAACCACGAUUCUUUGUAAGCUAUUUAAAUUUAGUCUUUCAAGUAAACACCAGUAUUGUGAUUUUGAUCGUCACUCAUGAAGUCCAUAUUUGAGCAUUUGCCUACUCACUAAAAUUUGUAACUCCAAACAAAAUAAUCACAUGCAGUCAUUUUCAGACAUGCACAGAGCAGUCAAUGAGCCAAGUUGCCUGACAGGCACAUUCUUUACCGAGGAUGAAAGAGGGGAUUCUCUGCCCUGUUUCCUCUCCUACUACAAAGCGUCCUUUCCUAAUCUCUUAAGUACUGAAUUCUUUGCAUUUUUUCACCUUUCGUUGGUGAUUUCACUAUUUAAAAUGGUCCCCAGGUGUAGCAAAGUAUUGCCUGUUGUUUUAAGGGCAACAAGGCUGUGAUGUGCCUCAUGGACUAAGUGUCUGGUUGUUACAUCAGCUUCAUUCAGGCACGAGUGAUGGUGCUGUUGGCUGUUAGUUCAAUGUUUUAUGAUGCCAGAGAAUCAGGUGGUCCUGGAACCUAAGGCUGGGUUGUUGAAACUGCCACUCUAAAAGUACUUCAAUAAAGCUAUUCUUUUUCCCAA
Molecule: messenger RNA, 4253 nt
Organism: Saimiri boliviensis boliviensis (Bolivian squirrel monkey)
Lineage: Eukaryota; Metazoa; Chordata; Mammalia; Primates; Cebidae
Source: RefSeq, a predicted model, not a curated record